Messenger RNA from Pseudomassariella vexata, 765 nucleotides. RefSeq lists its product as uncharacterized. The coding region runs from base 1 to 765 and encodes 254 amino acids. The transcript has 2 exons. The record is from RefSeq and is a predicted model, not a curated record. NCBI's taxonomy places the organism in Eukaryota, Fungi, Ascomycota, Sordariomycetes, Amphisphaeriales, Pseudomassariaceae.
AUGACACCACAGCCGGUGGUCGUAACUGACCUUCGCUUCGAACACCACCCCACCGGUCUUAGCGUCCCCGUGGUCAACGGCGACAGCAGUAUCCUCAGUGUCUGGUCAGACCAUCCCCUCUCAUCUCACGAGAUAGCAAGUGUGCGUGUCAAGGCACAUGGGAUAAGUGCACGACAAGCGGGUGGCACAGAUGGCGCAGCCAUAAAUAUGGAGUGGUCCGCGUGGAAGGGCGUCGAAGCUGCGCUCUUGAACCGCGAGGGUUGGAAGGGACAGUUCAUCGCUAGCUCAAAGUCCACGGCGGUUUCUGAAGGUAGCAAAAAGAAAGACCACUUCCGUCCCAUUCGGCUGUGGAAGACGUUCAAGCUUGACUCAGAGCCUAAGCAUGCGAGGAUAUACAUCACAGCACUGGGCGUCUACGAGGCGCACUUGAACGGGCAGCGGAUUGGGGAUGAGCAUGUGGCGCCUGGGUGGAUUUGGAAUCACCAUAAACUUGUUACUGCACAGCUUGGAGUGUACUCUCCCGAUGUCAAAGCUACCAAGCCCAGUGCGCGGAUCUGUUCGGACGAGACGUGGAAAUGGAAGAAGUCCCCUAUUAUUUCAAGCUGGAUCUAUGACGGACGACAUGUGCCAAGAAGAAGAGACUGGAAUGAUAUCGCAGCCCAAUCUCCACAGGCGUCUUCCUGGGAACUCAUAAAGACUCUCACCUUCCCCAAAUCUCCCUCCUCGCUGCCCCCAGCCCAGCAGUCAAGAUCGCCGAGUCCUUGA